Leptosia nina is the source of this 1998-nucleotide messenger RNA. The record is from the annotation of a GenBank genome assembly. Lineage: Eukaryota; Metazoa; Arthropoda; Insecta; Lepidoptera; Pieridae.
AUGUUCAACAACGCCGGAGAUACAGCACAAAUUAAUGGAGUUAAAGAAAUUAUCGAUCUAUUCUUAUUUAAAAUGGAGGAUACCAUAGCAACGGAUAUUGUUUGUGAUUCAAAACCAUCCACGAGCUACGAGCAUCGUAAUCACCAUCUCCAUCACCCACUACGUCAAUCAUCUACCAGUUUAGAAAGAAAAAUACGUCAUAACAUAAGAGACAACAACCCCCAUUUUUUGCCACGACUAAGCGUAGUGCUACCAAGAAGUACCAGUUCGAGUAUAGAACAAUUACCACCAGAACCUCAAAGACCGCGGUUGUCACACGGAGAUGAAUCAAUGACGGUUGUGCUGUCUGCGUUCUAUGCGAAAUUGUUAAUCGUUUUAGGUUUAGCCUUGCCUGUAACGAGCACUAUACAAAAUGAACUCUACACUAACAUUUCGUCAGAUAUCUUUACAAUGUAUUUGUAUGUUACCAGUAUGCUUUUCCUUGCAUAUACAUUUUACCAUUUGCGAAUCGCAAAAAACUCGAGAGAAGAUAACGUAUUACGUAUAAGAUACGGAAGUUUCUAUUUACAUAUGGGAGUGGCGGGAUUUAGCGUGGGGUCCAUAAUUUACUCCUGCCUACAGUUUGGCGAGUACUUUGAUCUUUCAGGCGACUGCCAGCUGAUUAUCGUCGCUUUAAAACCCGCGCUACGAAUACUUUUUAUGGUGGCUCAAACCAUUUUCAUCUUCUCAUAUACAGAUAUUUUAGACCCCAUGCGUGGAGUAGUUCUUGAUAGAUUCGGACUGAUGCAUUUAAUCGCAACAAACGUUUGUGAAUGGCUUAACGUUGUAAUACAAGAAACGAGAGACGAUAUCAUCGCAGUAGCUUAUGAUAAACCAGCGCUUCUUCGGUACACCAACAUAACGGGACCCCCGAAAAUGGUGAUGAAGGAAGAAAUAAUUACAAAUUUAACCACAGAUAAACUUUUACAAUUCAACAACACAGAUCUUAACAUAACUGAAACUAUAGCACAAGCAAAUAUAACUGCUACUAUCGAAGAAUGGACUUGCAACGUAUCCGAUAUGAUCACGCCACUUAUACGAUCCAUGAAUCCAUAUUUAAGGCCUUGCGGUGUGGAAUAUAGUUUGCUGUGCUCCAUAAUAAUAGCGGUUAUAUGGAAUGACAUUUGCACUGUUCCUGGAUCGAAAUCAGCGAAACCAUCGCCAAUUAGUGGGUUAGAAGAGGACAGGUGUUGUGGUCGAGUAAAAUCAAACACACAUUUCUCAGUAGACUGUGGUAGCGCUCACAAGGGGCUAUUCAUGGGUGUCGCGAUUUUAGCGGGCACCAUCGUCAGCCUGAUGCUAUUUAAUGGACUAUUCCAGAAGGAAACUCAUGUGGAACUUGCUUUAUUACAGAUUAACCUUUGGGAGACAAUAUUAUUCGUAAUAAUGACCCUGUCAUCUGUAGCGUGUCUUUAUAGGAUGCGUUCACUGGCUUUACGAAGGAUGACAACAGCAUUACCUUUGGAACAUGCUCUGCUGCUAGUGACACAGUGUGGUGUAUACCUUUACUACCUAUUUCAAAUAAUAGGUGCCUCGUUUCAUUUGCAUCAAUAUCCUGAAGGAAGAAGAGCAACAAGAAUAAUAUCACCGUUAUGUGCCAUUAUACAAAGUUCGUGUCAAACACUUUUGGUCUUGGACGCAUGGUCUCGCCGCUGCACGAAUCCAGGAAAGCGACCCGGACGACAGUGGGUUACGUUCCUCUUAGUUGGAAACUUUGCGUUGUGGCUCCUUAACAGAGUUAAAAAUGCUAGAGCUGAAUUUCACCCACUUCAGAUGCAAUUUUAUGGUGUGUGGGCUUGGACACUUAUAACUCACGUCUCCGUGCCACUAUUAGUUUGUUAUCGAUUUCAAGCUACUGUGUGUUUUUAUGAGAUAUGGAAAAACUCAUAUAAAGGAAAUAAAAACGCUGUAAAGGAUUUUUUACUUGAAGAUUUGGAAUUAAAACAUCAUGUGGCGUGA